Oryzias latipes (Japanese medaka) is the source of this 717-nucleotide messenger RNA. The record is from RefSeq and is a predicted model, not a curated record. NCBI's taxonomy places the organism in Eukaryota, Metazoa, Chordata, Actinopteri, Beloniformes, Adrianichthyidae.
AUGAAAAAACAGGAAGGAGUCCACAAAUGCUGCUUCAGUUGUACAAUCUGUCCCAACGGAACUCACCUGAACACUACAGGUAAUCCUUAUAACGUCAUCAAAUGCAACAAAACACAGUGGUCUGCUGGGGGAAAUACAUCAUGCAUUGAACUGCAGCUGGAGUACGUGAAAUUCAGCGAUCCUACGGCUAUAGUUAUCAUGACUGGGACCGUGAUCUUGUUGGCCUUCAUUGUAGCCAUAUCUGUUCUCUUUGCCCUCAACUACAACACACCGGUUGUCCGAUCUGCUGGAGGUCCAAUGUGUUUCAUAAUUUUAGGAUGCCUUGGCCUGUGCAGCAUCAGUGUUUUCUUUUUCUUCGGUGAGCCCAGUGUUGCGUUUUGUGUCUUAAGGUAUUUUCCAUUUCUGUUGUUCUAUACUGUUUGUGUGGCGUGUUUUUUAAUGCGCUCCUUUCAAAUUGCUUUUGUUUUCAAAAUAUCAGCAAAGUUCCAAAAUAUCUCAGGGAUUUGGACUAAAUAUAAUUUACACUGGAUAUUUAUUUCUGCUGCAUUUUUCCUCCAGGCCAUUUUACUUAUUGUUCGUUAUUCCCUUGAGCCUCCAACAAAAGAGAAAUAUUACUGUGAUAGAAAUAUAACCGUUUGUGAUCUUAAAAAAUUUCAAACAGACUCACUCAUCUCAUUUAUUUUAAUAUCUCUUUGGAACUUUCGCUCAUGUUCUUGA